UUGAACUGGCCGGACCGGAUUUGCGUGCCGGGCGGUAAUAUAAAGGCGCCUGUUCUUUCUCUUCUCGGCUCCGUCUUAUCUUUAGCCGGAGCAAUGUCCCGAGGGCCGGGCCGUCUGAUAGAUAACGUGAAGAAGUUAGCCGACACGCAGUACAAGGAAUUCACAGCUCGGUAUGGCGACCAAUUGGUGGACAUUUUCGAGUUCCCCAUUAAGCUCGUGCUGUCCCCUUUCACCCUCGCCUUUGACAUCGUUGGGUCCGCUCCUCGUGGGUUCGGCGUCCCUGAACUCAUCUCCAAGCUCUCUUAUGCUUCCGUCUUCGCUGUGGCUACACUUGGAACCUAUGAUAUUGCUUUGGAGUUGGGAAAGAAGGUUAUAUGUCAGAGGAACUGUCGAACUUGCAAUGGUUGGCAGGCAUUGCGAUGUACCAUGUGUAGAGGAUCAGGAAGCGUGCAUUACCAAGUGAAAAAUUACUCCUUGAGAAGAGGGGAGAAGCCCACUGCUGAAUGUAUUGCAGAUGCAAUUUCUGAAAAUCGUGCUGAAGUAAUGCAUUUUCCAGCUGCCAUAAAUUCAAAUAUGCCUUUGCCAUCUAAAGACUGUCCAGACUGUGAUGGCACGGGUGUAAUGGGGUGUCCUGAAUGCAAAGAUAAAUUACAAGUCAGGAUCUCUGCGGAUGAUAUUAUGGAGCCACCAUGGAAAGCAUAUAAUGUUCUGCGCAAGAUGGACUAUCCUUAUGAGGCUAGUACAGAUUUCUAGUCCUGGAUCAAUAUGUUAUUAUGUUAAAAGCUGUUAUAAAUUUGAACUUUUCCGGCUGUUAUAUUCAAUAAUUCACCCUUUGGUUCACUGAAAGGAUGGUUGACUUAGUACUUGUGCUCGUGGGGAAUCCCUCCAUCCCCUUGUUUGGUGCUCACAUAUAAUUACAACAAAUAGUAUUUAAGACCACUUGGCACUAUAUAAUUGGUCUUCUAACACCUGAGUUUUGCUCAUUUUGGUUUCAGCAUAUCCGUGACAGCAUGAAAGAUCCUAGCAUUGCUGCAUUUUGGUUGUUUACCUUCCCCCAGGUUGUGGGUGGGUUGAAUUAUGAUGAUGACAUCAAAAAGAAAAUUUGGUGGCAGUACGAGGAAUCAUUUCGGUAUGAUAAACUACGCGAUAUCGUGGCUAAGCGAGCUCCUGGCUGGGAAUUAUUACAGGAAGCCUUGACCACGAUCGACCCUAUUCGAGCCCGGGAAGAUCCAGUUAUUGUGAAAAAUCUUCCACACUACAGGGCCAAGAAGGCAUUGGAGGCUGAGGUCAUGAAACUUGAUCCACCACCACGGCCAGAAAAGUGGGGAGAGCUUGACCUGCCACUGAAUUCAUCAUCCUGGACCGAGGAAGAUCUUAAAAAGCCAGAAAAGUUCUAUGAGAUGACUGUUCUCCUUAAUGCACAAAGAGAAAUGGCUGAUAAAAUGUUGGAUGCACAAUGGGAAGCGAAAUGGCGACAGGAAAAGUUGAACCAAAUGCUGGAGGAGAAGGUGCAGCCGUACCUCAAGGACGCUGACAAUGGCAUCCUCUCGCAACCAAUUGUUGUACAACCACAAAAACAGCAUAUAGAGAGGAAGAGGCGAAAGAGAUGGUGGAUUUUCUGAAGUCGGCAUCUCAUUCGUACGUAAGUGGUGUCAUCAUAGAGCCAAUGACGUGAGAAACGAGACGCAGUAUCCUCUUCUUCCUGUCUCUGCGUAUCAGGCUCUGGCAGCUUUUGAUAAAUACGUAGAGAUAACGCUCCUGCAGCAUGCAAAGUCGAUGGUCGACUAGUUACUCUGAUGUAUAUGGAAAGAGAACACCAUUGAUCUUUGCAUCGAGCAAGCUGCGUGUAAAAACCAAACGCCAGUCCCAUCUCCUUCUCGAGUUGUAUGUUCUGUUCGAUUUCAGAACAAGUUUGUUUUACGAGGAAUAUUGAUGCUAGCGCAUAUGUCUAAGGUUGUUCUGAUCUUUAUCAAGAUGGCUACAGCUCGGUCGAACACAGGAUAAUUAGCUAUACACUCGUGGAUUUGCAUGCUAUAUAUGAAACACUGUUUAAUUAUCUAGUAUUAUUGCUAUGAUGAAAUAAGAUUGGAUAUGACUGUAAAGAUCUGACA
Linum tenue is the source of this 2111-nucleotide messenger RNA. The record is from the annotation of a GenBank genome assembly. NCBI's taxonomy places the organism in Eukaryota, Viridiplantae, Streptophyta, Magnoliopsida, Malpighiales, Linaceae.